AUGGCAGAAUCAAGAAACAACUUCUUUCCUCAUCAGAUUCUCUGUCUCUUUCUUGUCUCACAAGUUUCCAUUGUCUCUAGUAACAGUAGCAGCGUAGGAGUGAACUGGGGAACAAUGGCGAGUCACCAGCUCCCGCCUCAAAACGUUGUGAAGAUGCUAAAAGACAACGGCUUUACAAAGCUGAAACUCUUCGAAGCCGACCAAAACAUCUUAGACGCUCUAAUCGGUUCAGAAAUCGAAGUCAUGAUCGGAAUACCAAACCGUUUGCUUAAAGAAGUCGCUCAAGAUCCAGACGUAGCAGCUUCAUGGGUCGAAGAAAACGUCACCGCUUAUUAUUACCACGGUGGAGUCAACAUCAAGUACAUAGCUGUCGGAAACGAGCCGUUCCUUCAGACAUAUAACGGGACUUACGUUGAGUUCACUCUACCAGCUCUCGUCAACAUACAACGAGCACUAGAGGAAGCUGAUCUGAAAACCGUGAAAGUCACGGUUCCUUUCAACGCAGACAUCUAUUUUUCGCCAGAAUCAAACCCUGUUCCAUCAGCUGGAGACUUCAGGCCUGAGCUCAGAGAUGCAACGAUCGAGAUAAUCAACUUCUUGUAUACACACGAUUCGCCUUUCACGGUCAACAUCUACCCUUUUCUCAGUCUUUAUGGAAACGCUUACUUCCCUUUGGAUUUCGCCUUCUUUGAUGGGACAAACAAGCCUUUGAGAGAUGGAGAUUUGGUUUACACCAAUGUCUUUGAUGCCAAUCUCGACACUUUGGUUUGUGCUAUGGAAAGAUACAGCUUCUUGGGGAUGAAGAUCAUCGUGGGAGAGGUCGGGUGGCCUACGGAUGGAGACAAGAAUGCUAAUUCAAAGAGUGCAAAGAGAUUUAACCAAGGAAUGGUGAAGCAUGCUAUGUCUGGAAAUGGAACGCCUGCGAGGAAAGGAGUGAUCAUGGAUGUGUAUCUUUUCAGCCUUGUAGAUGAAGACGCCAAGAGUAUUGCGCCAGGGACUUUUGAGAGGCAUUGGGGCAUCUUUGGUUUUGAUGGGAGACCCAAAUACGAGCUAGAUUUGUCUGGUCAAGGCAAAGACUAUCCUCUGGUUCCUGUGGAAGAUGUCAAGUACCUGCCUAAAACAUGGUGUGUUUUGGAUCCGAAUGCGUUUAACCUAGAUGACUUGGCUGAUAACGUCGACUAUGCUUGUAGCUUAUCUGAUUGUACAUCACUCGGGUAUGGUUCCUCGUGCAACCAUCUUACCAACAUAGGCAAUGCUUCAUAUGCGUUUAACAUGUAUUAUCAGAUGCACGAUCAGAACACGUGGGAGUGUGAUUUCUUGGGUUUGGGUUUGAUCACAGAUGAAGAUCCCUCUGAUGAGCUUUGUGAGUUUCCUGUGAUGAUUGAUACAGGAAACUCACCGAGGUUGCAGCAUAAAUCUUUAAGAAUGUUGACGCGAGUCGCAGCCACGGUUUUAGUUGUUUUGGUCCUUUCCCUCUUGUAG
Messenger RNA from Eutrema salsugineum, 1482 nucleotides. Its product is annotated as glucan endo-1,3-beta-glucosidase 8. The transcript has a single exon. The coding region runs from base 1 to 1482 and encodes 493 amino acids. Gene Ontology annotation, biological process: carbohydrate metabolic process. The record is from RefSeq and is a predicted model, not a curated record. Gene Ontology annotation, molecular function: hydrolase activity, hydrolyzing O-glycosyl compounds. NCBI's taxonomy places the organism in Eukaryota, Viridiplantae, Streptophyta, Magnoliopsida, Brassicales, Brassicaceae. Gene Ontology annotation, cellular component: plasma membrane.